Messenger RNA from Psylliodes chrysocephalus, 318 nucleotides. NCBI's taxonomy places the organism in Eukaryota, Metazoa, Arthropoda, Insecta, Coleoptera, Chrysomelidae. The record is from the annotation of a GenBank genome assembly.
AUGAAAGCAAAAUUGAAAAAUGUUAUACGAUUAGGUGGCUUUUAUUUAUUGAUGUCGAUCAUGGGAGCCAUGAGGGGCUCUGCCGUAUUGAAAUAUGAGAGUCCCAACGCAGGUCACGCGUCCGUGCAGAGCACAUGUGUCAAUUUCGUAAAAUUGAUAAUGCAGGAAAUUGAUUUAUCACCAGACCAAUACGCAGGACUAGAAGCAAUUCUAUGCGAUUUCGACAAGUCGUUAUUACUUGGAGCAGACCAAGAAGAAUGCGUCAAAGAAUUAGCUUCAAAAUUUGAAAAUCAUCUAGUAACGUGGUGCAACUGCUAA